This is a messenger RNA of Cadophora gregata, 501 nucleotides long. RefSeq lists its product as uncharacterized. The record is from RefSeq and is a predicted model, not a curated record. The transcript has a single exon. NCBI's taxonomy places the organism in Eukaryota, Fungi, Ascomycota, Leotiomycetes, Helotiales, Ploettnerulaceae. The coding region runs from base 1 to 501 and encodes 166 amino acids.
AUGUCUUCCUUCCUUGAUGCCAGUACUCGGAAUCAGCACACCAAGGCUGAAUUUGCCCAGGCUGCCUUCGCCCGGGCUGACUUCGUCAAGCUACUUCAGAUGAAGCCGUCCCCAACGUGGUCGAUAGACUCGAAGGAAAGCACUCCUGAGAUCCGGCCACAUAUCGUUGACGAAACAACCCACUGGAGGAACGCUUGCGAGUUCAGCCGCCAACGCCUUCUCGAUAUUGGCAUCACAGCAGCCCAGGUAGAGGCAGUUCGCUUUACACAUAACGACCCCAAUUAUUGGAAAGCAGAAAGCAAUCUAUACGACUCCGAAUUCUGGAGGGUUCAGCAAAUACGGCAGUCGAAGAUAGAGCAGAAGAAGAGACCUGUACCAUCGUCCUCCGCAGAUGCCCCAAUCUCUUCUAGACUUCGUAGAAAGACUCGAGAGGCGAAAGUCACAAAGAGCUUAGGGAACGCGCGAAGCAGUCGGCGUCGAGUGAAACCACCAGAUUCUUGA